Phragmites australis (common reed) is the source of this 1051-nucleotide messenger RNA. RefSeq lists its product as uncharacterized. Bases 60 to 746 code for a protein of 228 amino acids. Lineage: Eukaryota; Viridiplantae; Streptophyta; Magnoliopsida; Poales; Poaceae. The record is from RefSeq and is a predicted model, not a curated record. The transcript has a single exon.
CGUGCCAGGUUUUUUUUUUUCGGGGAAAAAAGUUUAGUCUUUUUGUGGCGGCGGCGGCGAUGGAGACGGCGGCGGCGGCGAUGCUGGAGGCGGGGGUGGGGCGGUUCUCGCGGGCGCCGGCCAUGGCGGCGGCGCUGCUGGCGGAGAUGUGGGCGCCGCUCGCUGUCGCGCUGGCGGCGCUGGCGACGCUGCCCAGCCUUCUGCGGCGGCUGCAGGUGAUCGUGCUCCGCCUCCGCUCGCGCGGGAAGGAGGUCAUUCAGUCGCACAUCUCCACCUACUACUCGUCCGGCGACGACGAGUCCGACACCGGAAGCGAGGACGAGGAGGAUGACGACGAGAGAUCCGAUGAGGCGGCCACCAGCUCCUCCGGAGAGGAGGAGGGGGUAAAAAGAAUCCGGUUCUACGAGGGAGCGGAUGGUGUCUUCCCGUGGGGCGGCGCCGUUGUCCGGACCUGGCAGGGGCGGCCCCGGUGCUUCUCCGACUGCAUCUCCGGUGGCGCCGGCCGAGCGGGAGCUAGAUUCUCCGGCAACGGAGGUGUCCCAGCGAUGAGGCUGUGGGGGGCCAGCACGGCGAGCGGCGAGCCAUGGUGGGGUAGCGCCGAUGAAGGCGGCUGCCGUACUGGCGCGGCCGCGGAGGCGUCAGCGUCUACGGCGGCUGAGGAGGUGGUCGUCGGGUGGCAGCGAGUCCACACGGCGGCGCAUCGGCGUCGUGCUGCUCUCCCCGCUCUGCCCUCGCCCACCAAUUGAACGGGAUGGUGGGUGUGAGAUAUGAAUAUGCCAUGGCGGCAAGCUGGUGGAGAUGCUGAUUCCCGUUCGGGCCCACCUGCCAGUUAGCAAGAUAAGGUGAGGAGCUGGGGGUGAUUAUUAUUGUGGUGGGUAGGGCGCCGGAUUAGUUGGUGGGAUUAUUUUAAAUUUGGAUUUGGAAAAUAAAAGGAAAGAAAAGAAAUUGGAGGAUGUGCGGUGGGUUGCACUGCGUGUUGUAAUUUGCACCGCCAAUUCUUUGAUGAUUCAUGUGGUGAUCGACGACAAUAAUAAGGCCUCUUUGGAACUAA